AGCGAGCUCAUUGAGAAGUGUGAAGUUUGUAGCAGAGAAGAGAGCAAUUCAAGGUCUGGUUGAUUUGGGGUUUGAACACAGUAGCAGUAUCAGAGGAAGAUCCAUUGAACAACCAGACCUUCACUUCACAUCCGUAAAGCCUUUUGCUGAUCGACCACAAGUCUGAUCUCCUUUUCUCCCAUGAGAGAAAUGAGGGUUUCAGCUUUUUAUCUGAUUUUCUCAACCUUCGUCUACAUUUAUGUGUUCCAGUUUCAAGCUCAAGCCGCCCCUGCUGCUCCGGUGAUUAAGCAAUUAUCUUCGAUUCUUAAGUGGACAGCUAGGUCUUCAUCUAAAUCACCAUCAUCAGAUGGGAAUAUUCUCCAGUUUGAGGAUGGGUAUUUGGUAGAAACUGUUGUCGAAGGGAAUCAGCUAGGGGUUGUGCCUUAUUCCAUCCGGGUCUCGCAGGAUGGUGAACUAUUUGCUGUUGAUGCAGCCAACAGUAAUAUCGUUCGAAUUACUCCUCCAUUGUCUCAAUAUAGCAGGGCAAGAUUGAUUGCUGGGUCCUUCCAGGGUUACACUGGACAUGUUGAUGGAAAACCAAACGAUGCUCGCUUUGAUCGUCCUAAAGGGGUUACUAUGGAUGAUAAAGGGAAUGUUUAUGUUGCUGAUACCUCUAAUCUUGCCAUUAGAAAGAUUGGUGAAGCAGGUGUGACGACAAUUGCUGGAGGAAAAUCAAAUGUAGCAGGGUACAGGGAUGGGCCAAGUGAGGAUGCACAGUUUUCAACCGACUUUGAUGUAAUUUAUGUGAGGCCAACCUGUUCAUUGCUAGUUAUUGACCGAGGAAAUGCCGCUCUUCGACAAAUUUCUCUCAAUCAAGAGGAUUGUGAUAUCCACUACAGCUCCGUCUCUUCCACAGAUCUCGUUUUGGUAAUUGGUGCUAUCUUGAUAGGAUAUGUUGUAUGCAUGAUUCAACAAGGAUAUGGCCCCUCAUAUUUCUCAAAAGUGCAUAAGGUGGAGAAUGAUGCGAAAGGAUCAAGCAAGGAAGCACCCACUAAAACCCAAACUCCAACUGUGGAAACCAUUAGAGAGGAACAAGAAGCAGGAUGGCCAUCAUUUGGGCAGCUCAUUCUGGAUCUAUUCAAGCUCGCUCUCGAAGGCUUUGGUAACAUCUUUGUUUCUUUCAACCCCUUAAACACUCCUAAAAAAGGCCUCACCCCACUAAAAGAUUCUCUCAUAAUGCCCGAAGACGAGCCUGCUAAUCAACCCCCAUUAGUUCAAAAACACAGAACUCCAACCCCUCUUUCAGAAACUCGCCAUGUCCACAAUCCAAACGAAAAAUACCCAGAAACAAAGCCCACAAAGCUCAGAUCAUCUAGCUUAAAAGAUCCAAGCAAGCACAGAGUCUCAAAGAGAGAAGAAUACGCGGAGUUUUAUGGGGCUAGUGGCGAAGUUCCUCAUGUUCGGUCCAAGAGCCAGAAGGAAAGAACAAAGCAUAGGCCAAGAGAUAAACGAGCGGAGGUUCCAUUCCAGGGAGAGCAAAAACCAGUUGACCUAAAACCAGUCAACUAUGAGGAUCCUAAGUUUAGCUAUAUGAGGAACAAAUAUGGAGAUUCAUAUCGUUACAAUUAAAAAAUUGUACAAUUUUCUAGUGUUGUAGGCUUUGCCAAACUAAACUUGAGAUAUUUUUCAUCCGGGUUGUAUCCUUCAUUUCUUGGUGGCUUUAAGUGUUUGUACAGUGGGCUGAUGGAUUUGUACCAUGGGUAGGUGGUAAAGCUACUCAAGAAUGACUGGUUAUGGUGGCUUCUGUUUCAGAAAAGUUGUUUUUCUUUAUCUUUUUCUUGAGAUAGAUUUUAUCCAAGAAAGUAUCUAAUGGAAACUAGUUGCCU
Molecule: messenger RNA, 1865 nt
Organism: Cynara cardunculus var. scolymus (artichoke)
Lineage: Eukaryota; Viridiplantae; Streptophyta; Magnoliopsida; Asterales; Asteraceae
Exons: 7
Coding region: 181-1608 (475 amino acids)
Molecular function (GO): protein binding
Source: RefSeq, a predicted model, not a curated record